GAUUCUACUCGUGAGCUUGGGCGUAAUAAUCAGUUAUUGUGGUUGUGCAAAACAUGUCACGAGUUUCGCAUUGGCACAAAUUCACUUCUCACAAAUCGGCUAUCAAGAGCGAUUUGCUUCCUGAGAUCCUCGCUUUCGUUGAUAAGCGAGCGCUAGCACCCAUAUUAGCUAAGCCGUCUGUUAGCAACGCAUCGCGAACGCACACAUCCACUAAUGUAUCGUCGCUCAAUGCCACAAAUACAUCCAGAACGACUAAAACAGCUUCCGCUCGCCGUACAUUUACUAACUCAACGGAGCUCACUGAUGAUAUCCAAGCUGCGAACGAUACCAACACUGUGGAAGAUUCUGACAACUGUAACCACUACAAUCAUCGUACUAAGCCGACUAGUGAUGUUAGUGCUGGAAACUAUCGAACAAAUACACAAGCAUCUUCUGAUCCUGUUUUGAACCAUAACACCACCAACACGGGCAUAGCCGAGAAAGUAUGGUUAUACUUCACGAACAUCAAAUCGCAUGUCUCGGCUGAUGAUAUGCGUGUGUGGCUUAAAGCUGUGCUACCAACGGACGAUAUUAAUGUUUACCGUCUCACGAAAAAGGGUGUGAACCUGGACUCGAUGUCCUUCAUAUCGUUCAAAGUCAGUGUUCCUAAAUCUCUUAAGGAGCUUGCGCUGCAGUCUACUAUUUGGCCAGUUUCACUUACUGUUCGGGAGUUUGUUGCUCGUGGCCUACCAAAGCAACGUGUACAUGAAAGGGCUCGAUUUGACCCUUCUGAGCUUAUUUCGCAUCGUACAAAUAGUGAAAAUUGCUCUUCAGCUGUGCCAAAAACUACCGCUCAUCCGGAUCAUUUUUUGGAACAUCGAUCGCCACCCCCACAGCGCGUGAUUCUAUCACCAUCCCAGAUGACCGAGAUCCUAGAGGCUAUUCAACUGUAGUUUCCUCCCACACCGCCUCAGUUAUCACCGGGGGUGGGGCUUCAAUCACAAUCCAAUCUCAGCAACAAGAACCGCUCACCACAGAUCAGCCCGUCUGCCAAACGGAUAGGUCACAAUUAAUAGACCCAUUCGUGAUAUAUUACCAAAAUGUUCGAGGCCUUCGCACCAAAUACAAUGAAUUGCGCCUUUCUGCGAAUGAAUCAGGGUUUGAAAUGCUUACCCUUACUGAAACCUGGUUAAAUGAAUCGAUUCCAUCCAACAUGGUCCUUGAUAGUGAUGCCUACAACAUAUACCGCUGUGAUCGAAGCAGGUUAAACAACGAACGUUCGCGUGGGAGUGGUGUGCUACUUGCAUGUUCCGUUCGAUAUCCUUCUGUGGCACUUAACAUUAAUCAACCCACGCUUGAAGCUUUAUGUAUACGUGUUUCUUUUUCUAAGUUUCGUCUUUAUGUGGGGAUUGUUUAUGUGCCACCGUAUUUGAGCAGCGACCGCAACUAUUUGGAAUCCCUUUCUGCUUUCAUCAGUGAUGCAUACAUGCAAAUGAAACCGAAUGAUCAUCUUGUCCUUCUGGGUGACUUCAAUCAACCUGCGUUAGAGUGGUCGCUUUCUACCGCAGUAAGGCCAGAUUCAUCUUCAGCUAUAAGACAUUAUGUGCCACAUAUUUCUUCGAAUACAUCCAGUUCCUGCUUUUUGGAUAUGUUAAACCUGCAUGAACUCUAUCAGCUGAACGGGGUGCAUAACCAUUUAAAUCAUUAUUUGGACCUGGUGCUCUGCAACUCUGCUGCAGCUGCUUGUUGUUCUGUGUAUCCUGCUUCGUCACUGCUCCUGCCCCAGGAUGCCCAUCAUCCUGCUCUAGAAAUUGCGUUACUGUCUUCUUUAUUUAGGGCUAGUAGGGUUAUGAAUGUAUUACCUUCUGCUCCUAAUUCAUUGAGUGUUCGUUAUAAUUUUCGGCUCACAGACUAUCGUAAACUUAAUUCAAUUCUAUCUCGUUCCGACUGGUCUUUUUUUAUCAAUGUACAUCGGUCGACGAGGCUGUCCAAUCGUUUAAUGCUUUGUUAACCUCUGCACUCCUUUCAUGUACACCUAUUUUUCGUCCCCCUCCUAAUCCUCCCUGGUCCAAUCGUACUCUUCGCAACCUGAAAAAGGAUAGAAUGAAAUAUCUUAGGAGGUAUCGUCUGAACCGAUCUGCUUUCAACUUUCGUUUAUUUAAGUACGCUGCCUCUGCGCAUCGACUAUACAACAGGGCUCGUUUUGAGGCCUAUUCGAGUAGACUGCAAUCGCGUUUCCGUUCUGAUCCAGCAUCCUUCUGGCAAUUUGUUAGGAUUCGAAGAGGGUGCAAUACGUUACCUAAUGAAAUGGUACUUGAUUCUCGAACUGCCUCUACGCCUGUUGAGAUCUGUGAGCUAUUCUCUGCACAUUUUUCCCAAAUGUUUGAGCCACCGGUUAGUGACCCUAACCUUAUUGAGGGUGGGCUACUCUACACGCCAGAGAACUUAAUUAAUCUCUCCGAUAUUUCGGUUAGCUCUGAAACAGUUGUACAGGUGUUAUUUGGGUUGAAACGUUCUUUUUCUCCUGGUCCAGAUGGCAUUCCUGCCUCUGUUUUAAUAAACUGUAAGGACGUGCUUGCUCCACACCUUGCUAAAAUUUUCAACCUUUCACUUUCUCUUGGGGUUUUUCCACAUCACUUUGCCCGAUGGGCGGUGUGCCGUUUUUGUCAUCCGUCCAGUUCUCGAAGGAAGUCAACAGUUCGAUAG
Anopheles arabiensis is the source of this 2685-nucleotide messenger RNA. RefSeq lists its product as uncharacterized. Lineage: Eukaryota; Metazoa; Arthropoda; Insecta; Diptera; Culicidae. The record is from RefSeq and is a predicted model, not a curated record. The coding region runs from base 54 to 932 and encodes 292 amino acids. The transcript has 2 exons.